Pelobates cultripes (western spadefoot toad) is the source of this 252-nucleotide messenger RNA. Lineage: Eukaryota; Metazoa; Chordata; Amphibia; Anura; Pelobatidae. The record is from the annotation of a GenBank genome assembly.
AUGCUAGCUCGCCGCCUGAAACGCAGAAUAGAAGCUAAACAAAUACACAAAAUACGGACCCAAGCAGGACAAUUGAGCAACAACCCAGACAGAAUAGGAGAAACAUUCCACAGCUAUUUUGCGGCCCUUUACAACCAUUCCCCUACACCGAAGGGAACAGAGCAUACAGACGAAACGGCCAUGACCGACUUCGUCGACAAACUGAACCUCCCCACCUUGACCGAGACCGCCCGAGCCACACUAGCGGGAGAG